CGGGCAGGGAAUCCCGGAGCCCGGGUACCCCCGACCUUCCCCCCUCCCCAAAAAAGGAACCCGGAGAUUUUGGGUGGCUCCCAGCCCGGAGCUGAUGCGGUUUUAGGGGAGGGGUCUCUCCAGGGUCUCUGCUGCUCCAGAGCCCCCCCAGUUUGGGCCAUGAUGGACACGGGGGACGGGGGGGGACGCAGCCCCCCAGGGCUGGCACAGGCCCAGCACCGCCGGGAGCUGCAGGAGGAGCUGCGGGACCUCAGCAACCAGGUGGCGGCGCUGGGGCGGAGCCUGGCAGCGGAACGUGGGCGGAGCCUGAUGGAGGGCGGGGCCUUGAGGGCGCUGGAGAUCGCGGUGGGCGGAGCCCAGGCCCGGGUGGGCGGAGCCUGUCGGGCCCUGGACAGGGCCAAGGAGCGGCUGCGCCUGCAGCAGGAGGCGGGGCAGCUGCUGUGGGCGGAGUUGGAGGCCGCUCGUGCUGCCAAGGCGGGGGCGGAGCUCCGGGCUCAGGAGGCGGAGUCUCAGUGCCGGGCUCGGGGGGCGGAGCUGGAGCGACUGCGCCAGGCCGUGCAGGCAGCCCAGCACUCGCGGCGCCGGGCGGAGCAGGAGCGUGACCAGGUGGCGGCCAAGGUUGGCCACGCCCCCCCGGCCAGCGCCCCCGCUGGGGACCCCGGGGCGCUGCAGGCGGCGCUGGAGGAGCUGCGGGAGCACAACCGGAACCUGCGGGAGCGGCUGGGGCAGCGCCUGGGACAGGCCGAGGAGCUGCGCCGGGCGCUGCUGGCCGCGGGCUCUCGGGCUCAGGCGGCGCAGGCGGCGCUGGCCCGGCUGGAGCAGGAGCAGCUGCGGGCGCGCCUGGCCCUGUCCCGCGCCGCCCGUGUCACCGCGCGGCGCCUGCGGCUCGUGGUGGCCGAGGCCGAGGAGCAGCGGCUGCAGGGGGAGCGCUACCGGCUGCAGGCGGGUGCCAGCGAGGCCGCUGGCCGUGUCCUGGCUGACCAGGUGGCCGCGGUGGCCGCGGGCACGGCCCAAGCGCUGGCCCAGGGCCGGAGUCUGCGCCGGGAGCUCGAGGACGUCGGGGACGGCGCCGCGGCCACCGCGCGGAUUGUGGCCGUGCUCAGGGCGCGCCUCAGAUCCCCACAGAUACCUAUGGACCCUAUAGAACCCCUAUAG
This is a messenger RNA of Catharus ustulatus (Swainson's thrush), 1155 nucleotides long. Its product is annotated as myosin heavy chain, embryonic smooth muscle isoform-like. Lineage: Eukaryota; Metazoa; Chordata; Aves; Passeriformes; Turdidae. Bases 160 to 1155 code for a protein of 331 amino acids. The record is from RefSeq and is a predicted model, not a curated record. The transcript has 10 exons.